AUGUCAAUAGCAGAAGAUAGUCCUUAUAAAGUUUUAUUUGAUAGAGAUCAAAAGAGUGCAUCUGGUAUACCUGCUGUUACUUUUAUUGAAGAUGUAGAAGCAUACUUAAAAGAUAAAGAGUUAGAGGAUGUAUUUAAAAUGUUACAAGACAGUCACGGAAAAUAUAAAUACUUUGAACAGAAACUCUCUGGUAAUGUCAGUAUUCUGACAAAUCGUGCAAAACAACUUCAAGAAACAAUAGAUGUAGAUGAUACCUUUAGUAUGAAUUAUGAAUUGUCAGAGGGUGUAUACUCGUCAGCAGAGAUUUCCAAACCACAAUCGAUAUACUUGUGGUUGGGUGCCAAUGUGAUGUUGGAGUACUCAUUCACAGAGGCAAAGGAGGUGUUGCGUAAGAAUAAAGAAACUGCAGAUAGACAACUUCGUGAGACCAUUCAGGAUCUCGGUUUCGUAAAGGAUCAAAUCACAACUGUCGAUGUCAAUAUCUCUCGUGUAUACAACUACGAUGUCAUUCAAAGACGUAAGAAACAACAACCAACCUCUGCAAUGGCACCAAUCGAAAAAUAA
Heterostelium album PN500 is the source of this 564-nucleotide messenger RNA. It is a transcript of the gene pfdn3, whose product is annotated as prefoldin alpha-like domain containing protein. The record is from RefSeq and is a predicted model, not a curated record. Gene Ontology annotation, molecular function: tubulin binding. The transcript has 3 exons. The coding region runs from base 1 to 564 and encodes 187 amino acids. Lineage: Eukaryota; Evosea; Eumycetozoa; Acytosteliales; Acytosteliaceae. Gene Ontology annotation, biological process: protein folding; tubulin complex assembly; microtubule-based process. Gene Ontology annotation, cellular component: cytoplasm; prefoldin complex.